AUGAAUUUUACUUAAGAAUAAAAUAAAGAAACAAGUAUAUUUUACAAAUCUAAACUUUGUACUCAUUGGUCAACAAAAGGACAUUGUGCUAAAUAAGAAAAAUGCAAUUAUGCACAUGGAGAAACUGAAUUGCGUCAUAUACCACAAGAAUAUUUGACUCAUCCUCAUACUAAUAACUCCAGUGCCUUUUCGAUUAACAAUGAAGGGCAGACGAAUAUGGCUGUGAUCCAAUAAAACUCAAUAUAGGGAUAACUCUUAAAUCCCUUUUGGAAAACUAAAAUUUGUAAUUUCUACCUUCAAGGAAAAUGUAGAAAUAUUAUCGAUUGCAAUUAUGCUCACGUUGAAGAUGAACUCAGAGACCCCAACAGUCAAGCAUGUCAAUCUAUUCAGAACAUCCUUAAAUUAUAAGAUCCUGUUUAUAGAUUAUAAUUACUCAACUAUAAUGCUUAAUUUCAAAAGAAUUUGUUGGAGCGUGCCAAAACUAUAUUUGAUUAAAUAAGGAAAAUGGAGUUAAUACACAAAAACAACAAUGAUAUUCAAGACAUGCUUGAAGAAGCCAAAUUAUUGAUAUUUUAAAAAGAAAUCGAAUAAGCCACAUUGAAAAUCAUCGAGAUAAUGUCAUUGCCUGAUCUAACUUUAGAUGAAAGAGAAUAACAUUAAGAAAUUAAAAGUAAAAUCAAAGAAUCCUUUGAGAUUCCUUAAGUUCAAUUUCCAACCACAUCUAAAUAUCCUCCUGAAGAUAUUGAAAAAAUGAAAUAAUUAAUGGAGUAAGAAUAAGGACAGAGACUACCCAUCCCCAUGAUACCUACAAUCAAACCAUUUCCGAACCAUUAACAAGUUUACUAGGAUAGAUGCAAAAAUCAAAAAUUAACAUGA
Molecule: messenger RNA, 876 nt
Organism: Paramecium tetraurelia
Lineage: Eukaryota; Ciliophora; Oligohymenophorea; Peniculida; Parameciidae
Exons: 2
Molecular function (GO): mRNA binding; metal ion binding
Source: RefSeq, a predicted model, not a curated record